AUGCCCUGCAAAGCGCUCGCCGUCUGCCUCCUGGGGCUCCUGGCUCUCUCCUCCGCUUGCUACAUCCAGAACUGCCCCAUCGGGGGAAAACGUGCCGUCCUGGACAUGGACAUCAGGAAGUGCAUGCCCUGCGGUCCCAGGAACAAGGGCCACUGCUUCGGUCCCAACAUCUGCUGCGGAGAAGAGCUGGGCUGUUACAUCGGCACCUCCGAAACCCUGCGGUGCCAGGAGGAAAACUUCUUGCCGACACCCUGCGAGUCGGGACACAAACCCUGCGGCGGCAGCGGAGGGAGCUGUGCGGCCCCCGGCAUCUGCUGCAGCAGCGGUGAGGGCAGCGCUGGUUACGGUAUAGAAGCGGGAGAAGGGACGUUGUCCAAGGGACUUUCUUUGUCCCAUCCAUCUGUCCGUCCAUCUCCCCAACAGCCAGGGCCAGCACACUCAGGGCAGACUCGAUCCUGA
Messenger RNA from Aquila chrysaetos chrysaetos, 459 nucleotides. RefSeq names its product neurophysin 1-like. The transcript has 3 exons. NCBI's taxonomy places the organism in Eukaryota, Metazoa, Chordata, Aves, Accipitriformes, Accipitridae. The coding region runs from base 1 to 459 and encodes 152 amino acids. Gene Ontology annotation, cellular component: secretory granule; extracellular region. Gene Ontology annotation, molecular function: neurohypophyseal hormone activity. The record is from RefSeq and is a predicted model, not a curated record.